GCAACGCAUGGCCUAGGCCUUUCUGAUUAGGCUGUUCUUAUUUCGCGGACCUGAGUGAGUCCGUCAGUAGUCUGAGUAUACCUGCUCACGGCCGACUGAUGAGGAUGCUUCCAGACAGCAAGGAUUCGCGGAAAGUUUUAUCGCUGGCAUAGCUGCAUCUGCGUGACUGACGGCUAGAGGCAUGGCUGUACGUGGUGGCGUUAACUGGGUAUAGGAUAGAGCAAGCUGUUCAUCGCUCGUGAAUCUAAAGAAGACGUGUGGAUCUUGAGUUUGAAAGAACAAGCCCACAUUGUGCGUUGCGAUGUGAUCUACUUGUCUGCUGAUCUACCAGUUUGAGCUCUCAGGCAAUUCUUGGCUUACACAAAGCCCGCACUUGGAUUAUAUAGCAUAUCACUGGAGAAACUCGGGCUGGCGAGCAGAAAACUGUAGAAUAAUCAUGUCAACAACAAACAUCAGUGUCACAACGGUACCAGCCAUGGCUGGCAUCAGCAAUUUCAACGACACAUUCGGACAUGGAGAGCUCGAGAAAUACGAUGAAUUCAUCGCUGCGUUGUAUAUGAACAAAUGUGGAUUGUGGAUUUUGACAAUAGUUGGACUUGUAUGUAACACGCUCGCCUUCCUGACAAUUUCUUCCAUAAAGCCCUUCGCCGCGUCUUCCUUUUCCGUGGCUCUUCUGGCCAUUCUGGACACAGUUGUGUUGGUCAUGAGACUGUUUUAUCAUCAGCUCACGGCCUAUGACGUCUCCAUGGGGGAUGCUGGUUGUGCCAUCCUCAGCUUCCUUGGGUCGUUUUUUCUCCAUCUAUCUACCUGGACUUUGGUCACAAUGACAAUAGAGAGGUUUGUAGCCGUGUGGUUUCCGCUUCGAGUGUCGGAAUUUUUCACUCUGAAGAGAGCCAAGUUAUCCAUACUUAUAAUUUCGUUCAUCCUUAUCUUGUUGAACAUGCAUGUCCUCUGGAUGACUCAUGAAUACAUGAACCCUUUUCCUCCAAUCGCCUUAGACUGCGGCUUCAGAAAUGAGUACAAAGAAUUCGAGGCUGACGUUUGGUUCUGGGUUAACUCCUGCGUCUACGCCUUCAUACCUUGUGCGUCUAUGAUCGUCCUUAACGCUCUUAUCAUAUUCGGUCUGCACAAGUCCUUCAAGAUGCAGAAACAGAUGAUCAACGGCGAAUGCAGUUCAUCCAGCAAGAACAUGCAACAGAGGCAAAUAACCAUCAUGCUGGUGACCGUGUCGGUGGCCUUUGCCGUGUUUCUGCUGCCCGUGUGUAUAUUUUACCUGGCGCGGUGGGAGCCUAAGACCCUCCGCGAGACAGCUCGCUAUUACCUUACCCAUGAGAUCGUAUUCUUCGUAGCGGAGUUGCAUCACGCAGUGAACUUCCUCUUCUACUUCUUCAGCAGCCGUAAAUUCCGCACAAUGAUGAUCCGUCUUGUCACUUGCAAGUACCCGUCGACUAGGCGAUCCGUGUACCAGUCACAGCAAGGAGCAACAUCCACAACCCAAAGUACUUCAAUGUUCAACGAGCUCUGAGAGAAAAAUCCAAAGGGAGCCAUGUAUCUGUGGGACUGGCCACCGAAAACGAAUUCUCAAGGGUGUAAUAGUAGCAGAAAAACUUUUGUCUGAAAGGAGGGGAACCGCGGACACAGAAUGCAUUGUACGCUUUCAUUCAUUUCAAUGGACUUUAAUCGACUUUGGGAAAGAAAACGCAUGGAAUACAAGGUGUGAAUGGUUAUCAAACAGCGUCUAGAUCUGCGUCUAUAGUUCGAUGGCAGUGUCCUACACGUGGUAGUUCAGUUGAAAACUUGGAGGCAGCUCAUGGUCUCGCAGCUCUGAGAUGCAUGUUGGUUUAGUUGAAUACUUGGAGGCAGCUGAUGGCCUCAUACCUCUGAAAAGCGUUGGUGGGUGCCAUCCAUGUACGAUGCCUCCCUGAUAAUGCUAUGUAAAAGGAACAGUCGUGAUUUACUGUUUGAACUAUUUACCUACUGCCAUGCAACAUGUCUUCUGCCCGAGAGGUCAACGCUUCCCAAGGCAUCAAGCGCGGCGAGGACGUCUGUUUGGUGUCAGAGGGACACAGUUACUUGUUUACACAAAAAGUUCUGAAGGAGUAUAGUUAUUUCAUCUUUUUCAUAUCCCAUCUACCCACAUUUUUACAAGAAAUUUGUUAUCGUUUCUUAUAGCAUUUUAUCUGUAACACUGGCAACGUGUAGCAUACAAACCAAGCAUACAUUCUUCCAACGCUGCUGUGAAUGUUGACCCCAUUCCCCUCCCCCCUUCAAAAUGCCCCCUGUUUCUGAAAUUAUCUUGCAGCCUUAAUAGCGACGUAGUAACAUUCCCGAGUAAUUUUCAGAUGUGGGCUGAUCAAAUAAAACAGUGUUACAAAUCUCAGGAAAAUGUGCAAUAUAUAUAUAUAUAUAUAGUAGUUACAUUUCCUUUCCCUUUUAAUCCGCAUGGUGCGCUCUCAGGAUUCAAUUCCCAAACAAAUAUAUUUCAACUUUAAAAUUUUAAUUCAUUUUACAGGAUUUAGAUUUUAAUGGUUUCCUAUAGAAAAGCUUUCCCGCUGCGGAUAGCAAUCAAGAAGAUGAAAAUGACACUCAGAGCAUCCGCCUCACCGGACUGAGACAAAUUCGUCGCUCUGAUGGCUUUUGAGCACAUUCACAGGGCUUUGCUUCGACAUUAUCCCUUGUGAGUUGUUAUAUUCAUUAAACCUAGAACUCGAUCCUGUGCUUCCUCCAAGGUGCCAAAGUUGUUAAUCACAAAAACAAGAAUCUCUUCGGUUGCCUAAUGGUUAGAAAGUGAACCUCGAAAUCCGAAGGCCUGGGAUCAAACUCGGUUCAGGUCAUAUUAAAGACUUUAAACAUGGUGCUUGUUGCUGCCUCGCUUGGCGCUCAGCUUUGAGAGGUUAGAGAGAUCCUGAAAACAGGACUGGAUGUCAGUAUAACCUGACUGGUUGGAUGGAGUGUAGGCACAGUAUAUAUGUAAUUACAUGACUCCGUUGCCAGGCUGGUGUUCGCUACACUUACCCAUGCUUUAAGGUGUAUUUCAUUUUUUUUCACAAAAUUUACUUCUUUUCAUCUAGAAUCAUUAAAAUUGCUAACUUUAGUUUUUUGCUAACUCCUGAACAUGUAAACAUCUCCGUAUUAUUGCAUGGUUUAUAACAGUUUAUUUUCUUUUGCAAAAUUAUCUUCUUCAGGACGAUGCGGAAUGUGUACCCGGCACCAGCCUGGCAAUAAAUUCCUCAACUGCGGUUGGCGAAUUUCGGAUAAUGUUCAAGUAGACGCGUCGGUUACAAAUGUUAACGACAUGGUUGUGAUUAUUCACAAAAAGAUAAAGAGAUAAGAAAUCAGCAUUGAAAUGAUGAAAGGAAUUGUAAUUUAAUGGCGUAUACCUACACCUUCAAGAUGGCGCAGGAGACAGAUUU
Molecule: messenger RNA, 3413 nt
Organism: Liolophura sinensis
Lineage: Eukaryota; Metazoa; Mollusca; Polyplacophora; Chitonida; Chitonidae
Product: probable G-protein coupled receptor 139
Exons: 3
Coding region: 437-1525 (362 amino acids)
Biological process (GO): G protein-coupled receptor signaling pathway
Cellular component (GO): plasma membrane
Molecular function (GO): G protein-coupled receptor activity
Source: RefSeq, a predicted model, not a curated record